Messenger RNA from Puccinia triticina, 1227 nucleotides. RefSeq lists its product as uncharacterized. Gene Ontology annotation, molecular function: phospholipid scramblase activity. Gene Ontology annotation, cellular component: plasma membrane. Gene Ontology annotation, biological process: plasma membrane phospholipid scrambling. The coding region runs from base 1 to 1227 and encodes 408 amino acids. The record is from RefSeq and is a predicted model, not a curated record. The transcript is spliced from 3 exons. Lineage: Eukaryota; Fungi; Basidiomycota; Pucciniomycetes; Pucciniales; Pucciniaceae.
AUGGCCAGCACGAGAUUGGUCUUGAGCACACUCAACCGACGACUACCAGCAGGCACACUACCAUCAGGACACCGGUGCAGCUACUCUCCCCUGCCGGUGCGACCGACUCCGAAAGCCCGAAAGUCGUCGAAUCAAGGCAAGCAGAAACCCAAUCCACCAGCCCUGAUCGACCAGAACGCUCCGUCGCCGUGGAACUUGGGCUCGUUAUGGAACCCAGGCGCCAGAUCGCUUCCCAACAACCCCAGCUUUCCAUGGACAGAUUACGAGAGCGGGCUAUCUCCGAAACUUGCCCCGCCUAGAGCGACGAACGUCCCGAGCGGAGGAGCAGGAGCCAGCCGAUCGGCGCCAGCAUCAUCGGUCGUCGUCCGAGUACCUGACCAUCCGCACGGCCCGCACGCUCUCCAUCCCGCUCAUCCCGCCGCCCCCUUACUCUCCCAAUCCGCCCUGGUCAUCGUCCGACAGCUGGAGAUGCUCAACCUGUUCGUCGGCUUCGAGCAGGCUAACCGCUAUCGCAUCCUCAGUCCGACCGGGCAGACCUUGGGCUUCCUCGCCGAAGAAGAACGAGGGCUCAGCGGGACCCUGUUCCGGCAACUUGCGGGCACCCAUCGCGCUUUCCAGGCCAGCAUCUUCGACCCCCUCGGCAUCGAGCUCCUCCGCAUCCGCCGCCCCUUCAGUCUCAUCAACUCGCGCAUCUUUGUCGAGCAUAGUCCCACGGGAGAUCCUCAGCAGCGCGCGAUCGUCGGCGAGAGUCAACAGGAGUUCCACCUCUGGCGACGCCGGUACAAUCUCUUCACCCGUCUCGCUCCUCGCUCAGCAGCUGCCCCGGAGGAAGAAGACCAGCAAGAACAGCACUACGACCAAUUCGCCCGCAUCGACGCCGGCUUCCUCUCCUGGGACUUCUUCACCCUCGACGCCAACGGCCGGCCGACCGGCAGCGUUUCCAAAAACUUCACCGGCUUCGGCCGCGAGAUCUUCACCGACACCGGGCAGUACGUCGUCCGCUUCGAUGCCGUCGACGCCCCUCAUCUCAUCCAACAGUCACCCUCUCCAGCAACUUCCUCCGUCCCUCAUUCCGGCCAGUCUGCCGGCUUAACUCUCGACCAACGCGCCGUCAUCUUGGCCACUGCUGUAUCAAUUGAUUUUGAUUAUUUUUCUCGCUCCCAUAGAGGUGGAUUAAUGCCUCCAAUCUUCUUUGGCGGGGGCUCGUCCUCCGAUGGAGAUUUUUAA